Molecule: messenger RNA, 669 nt
Organism: Miscanthus lutarioriparius
Lineage: Eukaryota; Viridiplantae; Streptophyta; Magnoliopsida; Poales; Poaceae
Source: the annotation of a GenBank genome assembly
AUGGCGGAAUCAUUAGAUGAUGUCAAUCCAUACGAAUUCGAGAUCGGCGAAAUUCUUCUUUACCUGCGAUUUGCAAAUCAAGAACACUCUGCAUCUGACUCAUCUGUUCCAACCGGGUUAACGAAUGGCGAACCGGGCAUCGCCGUGAACCAGGCGCAGGUGCAGCAGGGCCCGCUAGACAUCGCGCUGUGCUCGCGCAUCCCCUACACGGUGCUCCGGCCGGACGUGUACGCGCCGUCCGUGAGGGCGUUCGACGCGGCCACGGCCGGGAGGAAGCGGGUGGCCUCGCCGACGCCGCCGUUCGAGCUGUGCUACGACUCGCGAGAGCUCGGGUCGACGCCGCUCGGCUACGCCGUGCCGCAGGUGGACCUGAUGCUCGAGAGCGGCGCCACCUGGACGGUGUUCGGCAGCAACUCCAUGGUGCAUGUCAGCGACAACACCACGUGCUUCGCGUUCCUCGAGAUGAAGGAGGAGAAGCAGGAGGGAGGACAUGGCUACGGCGACGGUGCGGCGGCGCCGGCCUCGGCGCAGGCGAUGGUCAUCGGAGGGUUCCAGAUGGAGAACAACCUGCUGAUGUUCGAUGAGGAGAAGGGACAGCUCGGCUUCAGUGGCCUGCCCUUCGGAAGGCAGACGACGUGCAGUAACUUCAAUUUCACUCUCGCUGGCUAG